This is a messenger RNA of Brassica napus (rape), 2448 nucleotides long. Its product is annotated as heavy metal-associated isoprenylated plant protein 32-like. Gene Ontology annotation, molecular function: metal ion binding. The record is from RefSeq and is a predicted model, not a curated record. Lineage: Eukaryota; Viridiplantae; Streptophyta; Magnoliopsida; Brassicales; Brassicaceae. Bases 907 to 2325 code for a protein of 472 amino acids. The transcript is spliced from 3 exons.
CACUUUCCCAAAUCCCAAUAUAUGAAACUGGAAACGAAUCUAAAGGGAAAGAUGGUACCACGAGAAGAGAAUCGGACGAAAGCUUCAAGAUAAUGUUAUUUUGUUAAGAAGCAGAAAAGCCAUGUCAUGUGCUGCAGGGGACACUCAUGUGACCAACAUCUAUUUAGAUUAGGCAAAAUCUUCAAACGACAAAAGUCAAUUAUUAAUCUCAACAUGCCACAUGUACUUUUUCAUUUAUACACAUUUUUUUGGAACUUUCUAUCUGUUUACAAUAUUCUUCUUUUAUGUUUUAGUUCUCUAUCAAUAAUUGGUGAACCAUCAUGCCAAACAAGUGUUAGAGAUCCUAAUUUUAAUGUUUUUAAUUACUUGAUCAGAUUUAUCUAAAAACGUGAUAAAUAUAUAAUCAGGCAUGCUUGGUUAAAUCAAUAUUUCUUUAAAAAAUCAAUAUUAAAAUAAAUGUAAGAAUCUUUCAUUAAGAAAGCCAUUCCAUUCUUUUUUUUCCUAGGCCACUCUAAAUGCUCAUCUAUAUGAUAAAUGUGAAUCUCUUAAAAAAUUAACUUAAGGCAAAAGGUAAAGAAAGAUACGCAAGAGAGUUGUGUGUUCAUGUUAUGUAUAUGCUUUAACAACAACGAGCGAUGGUGGUAAAUGCGUCUGAAGAAAAGUAUCUGAACUUUUUUUUGUUUUGAAGAAAGAAGGUAUAUUUCUCAGAUAUUACAUAUAUAAAUACUUAUAUAUUCAGUGAUGUAACCUAUUGAUGUCCUUGAAUGAGUUCACAAUUUUUUUUUCUUGAUUGAAGUUACAAGGAGUAAUCCUCUCAGAUUUGGAAAUAAAGAUAAAAAGAGAGAGGAAAAGAUUUGAGUUUCAUCACUAAACCAAUAUUUUUCUUACCAUCCUUUGAGAGAGAAAAUGAGUAAAGAAGAGUUCAUGAACAUCCAGACUUGUGUUCUUAAAGUGAAUAUACACUGUGAAGGUUGUAAGCAAAAAGUCAAGAAAAUCUUGCAGAAAAUCGAAGGUGUUUUCACGACCAAGAUUGAUGCAGACCAAGGGAAAGUGACUGUCUCUGUCUCCGGGAGCGUAGAUCCUUUAGUUCUCAUCGAGAAGCUCGCCAAAUCUGGUAAACAUGCUGAAGUCUGGGGAGCUCCAAAGGGCAACAACAAUCCAAAUCAGUCUCAUGACUCUCACUUGGUGAAUCAGUUAAAGGAAAUGCAGAUUGACAACAAAAAAGGCAGCGGUGGUAAGAACAAUAACAACGAUAAAUGCCCGAAGAAUGUUGGAAGUGGAGGUGGAGGUAACAAUCCACACCAGAUACAGAAGAUGAAAGGGUUUCAAGAUACGAAGCUUCCUCAGCAGUUAAAGGAUUUGAAGGGCUCUGUUCUUGAGAACAAGAACCAAAACCAGCCAGGAGCAAAGUUCAAUGUUCCUGAGGAGGAGGAUGAUUAUUUUAGUGAUGACGAUGACGAGUUUACUGAUGCUGGUGACGAGGACUCUGAUGAUGAUGAGUUUGAUGAUUUCCCUUCUCCGUCUAAUAAGAUGAUGAUGCCUAAUAAUCAACAGAUGAUGAUGAACGCCAAUCUUGGCGGUGGUCCCACCAAAAACGGCGGUAAGGGAGUUUACGGCAGUGGCAAAGGUGAACCGAACGGCGGUGGCGGUGGAAAAGGUGAUUCUGGCGGCGCUGGAAAUCAAAACCAAGGCGGAGGCAAGAACGGCGGCCAAAACGCCAAUGGUGUACAUCAACAAGAUGGUAAAAAUGGCGGUGGUCCAAACGUCGGAAAGAAGCUUAACGGCGGAGGUGGUGGACUUCCGGCCGGUUUUAUUCCCAUGGGAGGCGGAGUACCACCAAACAUAAGCAUGCCAAUUGGUUGUCUAAUGGGUAUGGGUGAUCCCAUGGGAAAUAUUCCGGCCGGUUUAUGUCCCAUGGGAGGUGCAGGACCAUCAAACAUGACUAUGCCAAUAGGUGGUCUAAUGGGUAUGGGUGGUCUGAUGGGGAAUAUUCCGGCGGUUCAUGGAUUACCGGCCACCGGUGCAAGCAGUAUACCGCCAGGUUAUUUCCAAAGGGCCGGGCCAGAUCCAAUUCAAAUGCAACAUCAACAACAACAACAACAGUAUUUAGCAGCGGUUAUGAACCAGCAACGUGCUAUGGAAAACGAACGGUUCCAACCAAUUAUGUACGCAAGGCCACCACUGGCAGUUAACUAUAUGCCACCGCACAUACACCUACACCAAUAUCCGAAUCCUUAUGAUCCAUACCCGUAUCCACCUCAUGGGAAUGAUCAAUACUCUCAUGUCUCUAACGAGGAGAACACAUCAAGCUGCGAUAUCAUGUGAUGGUUUCACUAUUUUUAUAGAAUUAUAAUGUAAAUUUGGACGCAUGUUAAAUUAUGUUGAAGUUCAUGUUAUUCUCCUUCAUGUGACUUUUUAUUUGCUAAUCAAGAAAAUAAAUUAUGAAUA